AUGCGCAAUCUGCUUCGCAUGUGGGCGAUUAGCCUUCUGGUGGCAUUAGCUGCCCUGCCUACUGCGCUCACCCUGCCGACUACAACCCCUCAAGACCCCAGUACCGACCCCUUUUACAGACCACCCACCGGCUUCGAGUUCAGAGCACCAGGAACGAUCCUACGACAACGCAGGAUAAAAGCAGCCUUCUUCGGCCUCAUCCCAGACCCCGUUGACGCAUACCAACUCCUCUACCGGACCACCGCAGUCAACGGCUCCCCAAUCGCCACCGCCACCACCGUCUUCAAGCCGCAAUCCCCCUACACCGACCGCUUCGUCUCCUUCCACACCGAGUACGACAGCUCGUCAGUCACAUGCAAUCCGAGCUACCAGUACCGGCUGGGUUCCUUGCAAACGGGCAUCAUCCCCUCCGUCGAACUCCCCAUCACCCAGGCGUACCUUCUCAAGGGGUAUAUCGUCGCGUCGCCGGAUUAUGAAGGGCCCGAUGCGGCGUUUGGGGCGGCAAGGCUGGCUGGGAUGGGGGUGUUGGAUGGGAUGCGCGCUGUUGCGAGCUUUCGACUCCUCAAUUUCACAACGUGCACUCCUGCAAUUGUAGGGACGGGGUACUCGGGGGGUGCAAUCGCGACAGGCUGGGCCGCAGCGCUACACCGCACGUACGCGCCGGAACUGAACGUGAGGGGAUGGGCGCAGGGUGGGACGCCGAGUAACCUUACCGGUACAUUGCUCUGGCUGGACAGCGGUUUGUACAGUGGCUUUCUUCCCGCUGCGAUUGAUGGGCUGUCCAAGCCCAGCGCGUACGGGUUACAGCUGAAGCCAUUCAUCGACAGUAUUGUCACUGAGGCAGGGCAAUUGCUGCUCGACUAUGCAAGCUCACACUGCACCGUUCCUGCUCUUAUCAACUUCCACAACCAGUCCAUCUUCGACCCCACUUUUCAGACGCUCGGACCGGAUUUCAUUCAUGAGCCUAUCGUGAGAUCGAUCAUGGCGGAAAACACACUCGGCGCGGAUCCCGACGAAACCCCCAUUGCUCCUGUCUUUGCAUAUCACGCCGCUCAAGAUGAUAUUAUUCCGUACAGCGACGUGAAGACCAUGGUUGACAGAUGGUGCAGUAACGGGGCGACUGUCUCGUUUACGACGUAUGCUAGCGGAGGUCAUAUUGCGACUGAGCUGCAUGGCAUGGUGGGAGCCGUUCGGUGGGUAGAAGGGGCAUUUGAGGGCAAUGUUCCGGUCAAGUGCUCGUCAAGCACAGCAUCGGUCAAUCCUUUAGACUCGGAUUCUCUCGGGGAUGAAUUGGAACCGGUUAUGUUUGUCCUCCGCAAGGUGAUGAAUGUUAUAGGACAGAAUGAUGAGAACAUCAAGGGGUAUGUUUCUGUGCUUGCAGCGGUUCCCUAG
Molecule: messenger RNA, 1392 nt
Organism: Aspergillus calidoustus
Lineage: Eukaryota; Fungi; Ascomycota; Eurotiomycetes; Eurotiales; Aspergillaceae
Source: the annotation of a GenBank genome assembly